AACAUGGUUCUGCUCUUUUAGGACAAGGACAGUGUAGGAGUGUGAUAAUGCUUUUUAGGGCCUAAAGGUUUUAGGUUUUUAGGGCCUAAAGGGAGUAUAUGUGUGUGUGUGUGUGUGUGUGUUUGUGUCCUGUGGGCUUUAUAUCGGCGUGUUUAGAGUGAAAACAGUCUGAAAUGUGGCAGCACAGUACAGUGCAGGCACAUUGAACUCUUUUCAUUCCCCAGACAAGCCGGAAUGGAGAGAAUGGAUGAGGGAGGAGUUCAGAAGAAAACCUGCCUCACAGGUGGCUGCUUUUCCUUGUAGUUCUUCCCCUGUCUUUGUUCUUAUUAACCAGUCAUCAAUUGUGCCCGAGUGCAGAGAAUGUAAGCAAGGACAAUAGAGAAACCAAGGGCAUUUUAAAAUUCGUCAAGGGAGGUGAAAGUCAUCCGGUUUCACAUUAUGUUUAAGUGGCAGUCUGGACACAAUCAGAUGCAAAGCUGAGAAAGGAAAGGAGCUGGAAAUAAUUUGCUCCCUACUUUAAAACAAGAGCCUAAACUCAACCUUCCCUGAACCUCACCUGAAUGUUCUAGAAAUCCGUCUAGAAUGAGCGGAACUCUCCAGCGACGACUGGUGUCAAAGAAUGGGCACAACAAUGUAAAAAUUGACAAUGUGGAGGGCAUGGUAAAACUGUACCUACACGACAUCUGGACGACAGUAGUGGACAUAAAGUGGCGCUACAAGCUUACUCUCUUUGUCUGCACUUUCUUGGGCUCAUGGUUUAUUUUUGGCGUCCUCUUCUACCUCAUCGCCAUGAGCAACGGGGACUUGGGGCAGACACCCGAGUCCAACCACACUCCUUGUGUCAUGAAUGUAGGGACUCUGACAGGGGCGUACCUUUUCUCGCUGGAGUCUCAAACCACCAUCGGCUACGGCUUCCGCCACAUCUCAGAGGAAUGUCCGUUGGCCAUCUUUACUCUGGUGGUGCAACUGGUUUUCACAGGCCUUGCUGAGAUCUUCGUGACUGCUGCCUUCUUGGCCAAGCUGGCCAGGCCAAAGAAGCGAGCCGAGACUGUCAUAUUCAGCCAGUCUGCGGUGAUCUGCUGGCACCGGGGACAGACAUGCUUGAUGGUGAGGGUGGCCAACAUGAGGAAGAGUCUUUUGAUCCAGUGCCAAGUGUCUGGAAAGCUGCUGGCUCCUUACGUAACUCAAGAAGGUGAGAAGAUUCUGCUUCACCAAGAGCCUGUAGACUUUUGUCUGGACUCCAGCCAGGAGUGUCCCUUUCUUCUCCUUCCCCUUACUUUCUACCAUGUUCUAGAUGAGAACAGCCCUCUGGCCAGCCUCACGGAAGAGAACCUGAACUCCAGAGAUUUUGAGCUGGUGGUAACCCUCAACGCAACCAUGGAAUCUACCGCCUCCACUUGCCAGAGUCGCACCUCGUACCUCCCUCAAGAAUUUCGUUGGGGUUACGAUUUUAAGCCGCUGGUGUUUAGCACACCUGGGGGCAGGUACAUCACAGACUUUGACCAUUUUGAUGAGGUUGAAAAGAGGAAUGAGCCCUUACUGCUCCAGAAUGUAGAGAUGAUAAAACUGCAGAUGGAGGAAGAGUACAGGAAAGAGUAAAAGAAAGGUAGAGGCUUCGGUAGCAUGGACACAUGCCACUGGACUGAACUACCAACAGGGAGUGCAGUAAUAGAAUACAUAGUAGAGUAUCUACAGAAUCAUGGAGGUUAGCUCAAGCUAAACUAAGACCCAGUCUCAUUUCACAUUUGUACCUUUACCCCUAGUGUCACCCUUGGUGACGUUUGGAAAUGGUUGAAACGCUCCCCAUUAAAAAUGGCACAACAUUUCAAGCACCUGAUGCAUAAUUGAAAUAAAUAAAUAAAAAAACACACCUUUAUCAACAGCUACUAGUAGGUGACCGUGCCAGUCUGUUGCAAUAGCAGAAGAAUGUUGAAGUUCUAAAACCCUACAAAAAUGAUUUAUUAUCGUUCACCCAAUUACUCUGUAAUAGGGAGCAGAAGAAAGCUUACAAAGAUACAAUGUAACUGCUGCACCAUUUAAGGUGGAGCAAGAAACACCAGACAGAUCAAAUGUAUGCAUUAUUCCUAUGUGUUGUAAGGAAAAUCUAGGCCAUCUGGAGGUCCCUAAUGAAGAUUUUUAAAAAUACAUUUGUAAGAAUAUUUUUAAAGGAAAUUAUGGUUUAAUAUCCUAGAUAUAAAACAUUUGGAUUUGCAAAUUUGCAAGCCCUUCCCAAGCUGAAUGCAAAAAAAAAAAAAAACACAGAAAUGUGAAAUGUCUUCCUAAGACAUUUACACUAAUAGAGUUAUUUAAAAUUCAACGAGGUUCAACAAUCAAAUUGACAAAAAUCAUCUUUAAUCUGUUAAACAUUUUUAAGGGAGCCAAAACAUAGAAAACAUUUACUGCACAAUGUCUCUUAAAAUUCAACCAUCUACAGGUCGAGCACCUAAACUGGAAAAUGUUUUUUAAAAGCACACUACACAACUCUAGCUGUUUUUUUUGUACUAUACCGGUUUCUGAUUUAUGCAGCUUAUUGUAAAACACAAUUCAAACCAAAUCUGCACAAAAAAGGGCUACUUAGUAAAGUAAAUACAAAUAUCUGGUCUGAACUUUACUUAGGAAGCCACUUUGCUAAGUAGCAAGAGAUGGAAAGGUAGAUAUCUAGAUUAGCUAUAAGCAAAACUACAAUAUUUAGCCAGCGAGCUAGCUAACUGUCUAAGUGAACAUCCAGCAAUAGUAGUUGAGAACUCUUUUCCUGUUCCUUGCUGCUCUGACAUAGGCUUUCACUGUUUGCUCGUAACUAUAGCCAUCGUAAUUUUAGAGCCGCUAGCAAUAGACCACUGAAGUCGUGCUUCAUUCUGUAGUCCUCGUACGGCUUCCGUGUCUAAGCAUUUCUCCCAAUGAGAAAAAUGAAUAGGGCUUUCAAAAACCCGUCUCUAUCACAUUCUGUGGUAAAUAAAUCUGUUUAGACCUCUGAAGGUUUUAUUCUGUGUACAUUUUACUCCUGAGCAUCACUGGAUCCUCUGAGAUCGUUUAAGAGUCGUAAUGAGAAAAAUGCUAACUUUAAGCUAAUGCUACAGCGGAGUGAGCUGACCUCCCAGCGCAGCUGCAGAGAUUAGCACGGGACUCUUUUCGGCGCAACACCAGAGCACUCCGGCCGUAAGUUAGGAGCAUUUUACACACAGCUGAUCCAACUAAUGAACUAACUGCGCUUACUGAGGAGAGCUGAGAGAGUCACAGCAUAAAAUCACUAAAACAGAUCAGUGAUACUCCAGAACCAGCUGUAACACGUUUUAACAUUUACUGUCUUUAUUAUGCAGUAAAAUAAAUGGGUGUUUCUGGUUCGUUGUCGCUUCAGUGAGGGCAGGUAGUUAGUUGAUUAGUUGAUUAGUUAGUUGUUAGUUCAUUUUUUGGGUCAGGUGUUGUAAUUAGUAAUUUAAUGACUAAUGACCGUAAUUAAAUACUAAACCUGCAGGAAAGCGCUGCUGAACUAAGAGCCACUUUCUCUUAUUAUCUGCCCUUUAAAGCUCUAACACAGACUACACUGCUCAACAUCACACUGCUCAACAUUACUGAAAGAGUUUUCACCUGUUUAAAUGCUUUAAUGAUCCUCUGUGAAGAAGCAUAAUAAUCCAAAAUGUACUCUGACCGGUGUCCGCUGGUGUUAUGCAGAAUCCAGUCCGUGUCAUUUCCAGCCGCUGUGCUGUGACGUCAGUUAAGCAUUAGCUUAAAGUUAGCAUUUUUCUAAUUAGUACCCUUAAACGAUUUCAAAAUUCAGAGGAUAUCCAGUGAUAUUUAGGAGGUAAAUGUACUUGCCUUAAAAAAAAGUCUCACUCUUGCUAUGCCUGAGACCGAGGGCUCCUGAACCACUACAAACAAAACCUAAGUUUGCCCUUUAAUGACUUAUUUAAUCAUCUCAAACAGUGUGAAACACAUUUAUCAACUUAAAAAUGUUGAAUAGUGUGCCUUUUUUAUGUUAGAAGAAGGCAGUGUAUAAAUUAUUUGUUAUCCAGCCAGCUAAUGUCAGUAUAGUGAGAUGUGCUGGACUCACCUAACCCACCAAAUUUAUUUUCUGGUCUGAACUGAGCCCAAAUACUGUUUAAUUUAAGUUUCUCUUCUUUUAUUCAUCACAAGUGGAUACUGACUCUCUCACAGCAGCUCUGGGGCCAUAAUGUAGUAGUUUUGGUUCACCUCAGCAGCAAACAGAGCAUAGCUCCAGUUCUGGGAGUUGAUAAAAGUAUGAAUCAUUGUGCAAUAAAAUAUGGCUGAGAACUUUAUUUCUUUAUUUCUGUAGAACAACAAAAAUGGAUCCAUGGUGUCCAUGGUAUGCUCCCGUAAAGUAGAAAUGUAGUGUAAAAUGGACUUGGGGUGUAGUAAAACAUAAUAAUGAGUACAAACUUUUGUUGUUCACCCCCAGCAUUCCAAAAUACACUCCUUUUAACCAACGCUCCCAACAAGCUUACUAUAUUAGUGAUAGGGGCAUAGCACUGCCAUGCAAAUAAAUAGCUAUUUUUUUACACCAUUAACACGCUCAAAAGAAGCAAUGUAUAAUUUUUCUGUGUAAACAAACAGUUUUUUUAUAAACUAGCUGUGCACUUUCAUAGUCCUCGUGCCUCGUUUAAAAUGUCAGGGACCUUAGAAUUUUACCACUGACGUGUGGAGCCACUUUGAGCUUGUUAAUGGUGUAAAAAUAGUGAUUUAUUUGCAUGGGCAACACUAUGCCUUUAUCACUAGCAUUGUAAGCCUGUUGGGAGCUUUAGCUAAAAGUGCUGUAUUUUGGAACGCUGGGGCAAACAAAAGUGGCCUAAUUAAUAUAUGUAUAAGGCUAUAUAUUAUUUUAUACUAUACUGUAUUGUACUGUUUUAGAUUAUUUCUCUGUGUUGUAAAAAAAAACACACACAAAUAUGGGGAUGUUUUUUUUUUCUUAUUUAAGUAAAGCUGAAUGUACAGUAGUUCUUAAAAUAAAUUACUAAUUUAUUUUAAUACAGUAGUCUAUUUUUGAAACUUUACUCAACUACUUAACAUGUCUUUGUGUGUUAUUGAAUAAACAGCUGUACUCUUACUGAACUGGUGGCUAUGAAUGAAUGUGUGUGUUUCUGCAGAUGUAUCCUUGGCCCGUUCUGAGCGAUCUUACAUUUCUGGCUUUGUUGUGGCAACAUAGUGGUACACUCUGAGCACGCUCAGUCUGUCAGUCUGUCAGUACAGCUUGACACAGAAUGAAAGAGAGUGUGUGUUGUGGCAACAGAGAAAGUGAUGGUUUGUGUUUGCGAGCGGAUCGCUACGCGACAGCAGUGAUUCAUUUUAUACACGGAGAGUGAAAAGCCAAAAAAGAACAAGGUUUGGUUUGGUUUGAAAAUAGUUUAUUAAAUUGACUCAGUAGAAAAUCCAUUUAAUUUAUGAAAGUAUAUGCUUUCUUCCUUUUUGUCAGCAAUCUCAGAGCAUCAGUCCAGCUGCUCAGUGUCUUACAGAGACUUACAGAUACACGUAAAUCCUGCUAUCAACAAGGAGGCUGUGCUGAAUGCCAUACCAGACCAGCUUUCACACAAACUAUAAAUCUUACAAUAGCACAUAUAGCUUGCACUUUGUAAACAGUCGUUAUAUAUAUAGAGCUUAAAGUUCAAAGGCCACAAUUGUUCAAUUGCUUUCGCCAACUUUGGUCCAGGUCCCUUUUUUAAAAUUCUAAAUUCUAUCAUAAAAAUGUCUGUCUUUGGCUGGCUGAGAUCAACUCGUAGUGUUUAAAUGCAUAAGUUAUAUAUCUGCCAUAUAAAAAGAAAUAUAACACUGAAUUGUAUACUUCAAUCUGACAAACGCACAGCGUUCGCGACUCGGAAAAUAACAAUAAGAACACACAAAACUGGUGCUUUGGCAAAAGUAAAAAAAACCUUCAUGGCUGUGUGAGAAACGGCUUCCGUAAGGCACUGAUUUUAAACAAAUCCUCCUCUGUCUAAAAAAAGGUCUGAGGUCAUUUAACAAGAAAACACUUAAUCAUUUUCUGCUUUCCAGUUUUCCACAAACGUAGCAAAACAAAGAGACGUCAUUUUCAAGAUUCUUCCAUUUUCUUUUUCCUAUUUGUUUUUCUUUGGAAGUUAACAGUCAAGUGAAUGUCCCUUCUUUACUCUCUAUAAUGCCACAUGAACUACUACGUAGUAUAAUACUGAUAAAUAUGGCAAUUUAUAUCCAAAG
Astyanax mexicanus (Mexican tetra) is the source of this 6180-nucleotide messenger RNA. It is a transcript of the gene kcnj15, whose product is annotated as potassium inwardly rectifying channel subfamily J member 15. The record is from RefSeq and is a predicted model, not a curated record. Gene Ontology annotation, biological process: regulation of monoatomic ion transmembrane transport; potassium ion import across plasma membrane. Lineage: Eukaryota; Metazoa; Chordata; Actinopteri; Characiformes; Acestrorhamphidae. The transcript is spliced from 2 exons. Gene Ontology annotation, cellular component: plasma membrane. Gene Ontology annotation, molecular function: inward rectifier potassium channel activity. Bases 583 to 1599 code for a protein of 338 amino acids.